This is a messenger RNA of Paramecium sonneborni, 540 nucleotides long. The record is from the annotation of a GenBank genome assembly. Lineage: Eukaryota; Ciliophora; Oligohymenophorea; Peniculida; Parameciidae.
AUGUUUUAAGUUUUAAGAAGUGCAUUUGAAAGAAGAAAUUCUUUUGAAAAUUACUGGUGUCAUCUUUGUAAAAUGGAAAUAAUUUAAAGAAGUUAUCAAUAAGAAGAGAAUUAACAGGAAUAUUGUAUAUUAUGCGAUAGUCCAUUAGAAUAAAUGACUUAGGAAAUUAACUAAUCAGAAUUAAAAUCUUUUGAAAUUUAUGUAUCUCCUGAAGCAUAAGAGUACAGGAGAUAAACUAAUUGGAUAUAAAAUCUUAGUGAGAUUUCUGAUUUAGUAAAUAUUCUAGCUCUUUUUACAGAGAAUAUAUUUUUUUUAGAAGAACAAUAGUAAGGUGCAACUGAAUUAUAAAUAAAUAGUUUAAAAGAACAUAUUGUAAGCAUAGAAGAUUAAUAAAAAACUUGUUAUAUAUGUUAGGAAGACUUUAAGAUUGAUGAAGUGGAAUUAUCAAUGAAUUGUUGUCAUGAUUUUCAUAAAGAUUGCUUGACAUAAUGGUUAAAGAUAAACAAUUCUUGUCCAGUCUGCAGAGCAAAAAUAAAUUGA